GGGAGGGGCGCUGCGCCGGUGGUUCGGGGUCGCCCGAGGCUAGGCGCGAGGCGGGCGCUUGUGCAGCGCGGAGCGGAGCGAGGGCGCCGUGUGGCGGCGGCGGCGGCGGCGGCGGCGGGGCCAGCGAGGCCGGAGGAGGCGGCCGUGCCCGGGCAUGGUGGUCUGGGGCAACGCGGAAGCCCACAGCUCACGUCCCCCUUCUGGAGUCCAGGGUCCCACGUGCCAGAUCUCCACGCAUCACCCUGAAAUGCAACAGAGUCAGAAAGAAAAAGUAAAAGCCUGCUUUCUCAAAGCAUCAGGUUGGAGAAGAGGAAACAAGCUAGGAUGGUUGGUGUAUAAUCUUUAGAAAUCCAUGGAGGUAGGCCUUAUCCAAAUGUGUACUUAACUGCACACACAGCAAUUAUGUAGCAGCCUCCGGAGGUCCCUCAGCGCAUCUGCUUUGGGCACCUGGGACCACUCACCUGGGUCCAGGGACCACCUGGCAGCACCUCCACCACCAGGGGCGAAGAUGAAGCUCCUUUAGCUACAGAGCUGACUUUGUAGAACAAGCAAAAGCCACAGCAGCCUGUUUCUCAUGCCUGGGGGAGCCUGGCUGGCUGACCACUUGCUCCACAGCCCGAAACAAGCCCCACUGCUGAGGACGCAGAGCCUAGAAAGAAAUAACAUGCCUCUGACCGGUGAGGGCCCUAGCAAACCGGGCCAGGAAGGGCUCAGCUGUUACCCUGACCAGGAAAAGGCCCCGGAAAAUGACAACAGUGAAGGAAGUUCGUGUCACUCAAAGAGGAUGACGUAAACCCUCAGAAAAGAAACAAGCAAACAAAAUAAAGAACAAGUAAAGAAUGCAAUCGGCAGUGUUGAAGGAGAUUUCUAGGUCCAAGAUGGAGCCUCUCCUGCCCGGGGUGCCACGGCACGUAGGUGACUUUCGCGUCCCUGUAACGGCCCACUUGACCUGGAUGUUCAGGGUAAAUGCAGUCAGCUGUCCCCACCCACCACGCCAGCUCUGGGCUUCUCAUCCCAAACUGGGGGCCCCAGACAACCCGAUCUUUUCCAUUUUUCUCCUCCUUGAUUUUUAUUCUUUAUCCUAUAAAAGCUUCCUGCCUUCUGCCCAGUUUUCCAAAAGGAGACCGUCCACUUCAUGAAGUGUCAAGCGUUUGUAUCACCUCAACUGUCUUCUUAAGUCAUUGUUUUAGCAGAAGAACAAUGAGAAGCCCCCCCUCAGCCCGGGGGUCCCUCCCCCCUCCCCCCUCCCCGUGUCACAGCCGGCUUCCUGAGGACACGGUGCUUCUAGGGCCGCCAGGGCUUUGGGCCCUCACUGCCCCGCCUCCUCGUUUGCGGUGGUUUAAUGUGGUUUGUUCCCCUGUCAUCAAGUGUUUUCUCCUGGUCCUUGUGGUGCCUGAACUUGGAAGAGGAUGCCGGUCGGUGGUCUGUGGUCUGUAAACCACGCGGGCCCCAUUCCAGACCCACCGAACCAGAACUCCCGGGGAAAGCAUCCGGAAUUCGUGUUUCUCGAAAGCUCCCGGAAUGGCUGGGAGGCACAGAUUUGCAUUUCUUGAGGGCCUCUGCGUGUGGACAGCACUGAGCUAGGUGAGAAUCGGACCAACUGUGAACAAGAUGAAUCCAAGGGUGGUGAACAAGAUGACACUCCAACCGUCCUUUCUCCUGUGGAGGGUCCGCUGGAACUGCCGCCUCCAGGAAACCACAGAGGAUGCUCUGACCUUAAAGCACCUCUCCAACCAUGAGAAAACUAGCUCAGAACAUUCGGAAGUUGUCUGGGCUCAUCUUCUCUCCAUUGCCCUGCAUCUCUUUGCGAGAGAGUGAACUAAUAAGUCAGGAGUUAGGACCCAGAGAUAUUUCUCAGACUUAAACGAUCUGACAGCCGACUAGAAAUCAAUGAGGUGUACUUUCAGAGACAUCGCGCUGAUGUGAGCUGGUUCGACCCCAUUUUACCCUCUCCAGGUGUCCACUUUCCCCGGGUUCCGCUCUGAACUUUGAAGCACUGCAUUUUCUUGUCCUUUCCGAUGGAAAUACCCUGUUGUUAAAAAGGAAGGAAUUAUCUUUCUCAAGCUGACAUCAUGAUGCUGGCAGACUUUAUCGCGGUGCUCAGCGCCCUCAGUGUCACCAGCUCAGCGGCCGCAGGAUUCAGGUCCAUAGCCGAAGAAGAUGCGCUGCUCAGACAUUUAUUCCAAGGUUACCAGAAAUGGGUUCGCCCUGUAUUACACUCUAAUGACACCAUAAAAGUAUAUUUUGGGUUGAAAAUAUCUCAGCUGGUAGAUGUGUUGAGAAUCCUUUUCACCUUGGACCCCUCAAAGGAUGAAAAGAAUCAGCUGAUGACAACAAACGUGUGGCUCAAACAGGAAUGGACAGACCACAAAUUACGCUGGAAUCCAGAUGAAUACGGUGGAAUUCAUUCAAUUAAAGUUCCAUCAGAAUCUCUCUGGCUUCCUGACAUAGUUCUCUUUGAAAACGCUGACGGACGGUUCGAAGGCUCGCUCGUGACCAAGGCCAUCGUGAAAUCCGACGGGACCGUGGUGUGGACGCCUCCCGCCAGUUACAAAAGCUCCUGCACCAUGGACGUCACCUUCUUCCCAUUCGACAGGCAGAACUGCUCCAUGAAGUUCGGAUCCUGGACUUACGACGGGACCAUGGUUGACCUCGUCCUGAUAGACGAGAACGUGGACAGAAAAGACUUCUUCGACAACGGAGAGUGGGAGAUCCUCAACGCCAAGGGCACGGCGGGGAGCAGGAGAGACGGCGCGUACCGGUACCCGUUCAUCACUUACUCCUUCGUGCUGCGCCGCCUGCCUCUGUUCUACACCCUCUUCCUCAUCAUCCCCUGCCUGGGGCUGUCCUUUCUGACAGUGCUUGUCUUCUACUUGCCUUCUGACGAGGGGGAGAAGCUCUCCUUAUCCACCUCCGUCUUGGUUUCCCUGACAGUGUUUCUCCUGGUGAUUGAAGAAAUCAUCCCGUCCUCCUCCAAGGUCAUCCCGCUCAUUGGCGAGUACCUCCUGUUCAUCAUGGUCUUCGUCACCCUGUCCAUCAUCGUCACCGUGUUUGUCAUCAACGUCCACCACAGAUCUCCCUCCACUUACCACCCCAUGGCACCCUGGGUUAAGCGGCUAUUUCUGCAAAAACUCCCUAAAUUACUUUGCAUGAAGGACCACGUGGAUGGCUACUCUUUCCCGGAUAAAGAGGAGAGUAAACCGGCAGUGAGAGGGAAAGUCCUCGAGAAAAGGAAACAAAAGCAGAUUAGCGAUGGAGAAAAAGUUCUGGUCGCUUUCCUGGAAAAGGCUGCGGAUUCUAUCAGAUACAUUUCCAGCCACGUGAAGAAAGAGCAUUUCAUCAGUCAGGUGGUGCAAGACUGGAAGUUCGCAGCUCAAGUUCUCGACCGGAUCUUCCUCUGGCUCUUUCUGAUCGCGUCUGUCACCGGCUCAGUUCUGAUUUUCACCCCUGCUUUGAAGAUGUGGCUACACAGUUACUAUUAGGAACAAGUCUCCAGAGCAAUCUAAAUCGCACACAUAAGACAGAAUUACACCCUAGAACUGACAUCCAGCCCCCACGUGUAUACAGCAUCCAGGCGCACGUGCUUAUCAGGAGGCCCCGAGUGUAGACGGCAUCUUGUGUCAUCCUCAGGGAGGUUGAACCUUGGUUGCCGUGAGAGUGAGUUGGGUUUACAUCAGGCAGACCCUCCUCAGACCCCUGCCUUGGCUUCUGCAGACAUUCAGGGAGGAAUCGUGUGUCCAGGCCUGAGGUCACGAGCCAAGACACACUAGGACUGUGGCAGUGGCCCAUGAAGAGUUCCAGGAGGAGGUGUGGGCAGACCCAGGCCUUCUCCUAGAAAACUGAAAUUCUGAACAUGCUCUGAUAAUGGUUUUUUAUGUCCCUUCAUCUAAUCUAAUCCAUUUCAGCUGCACUCUCCAGGCUUUCCAUUCUGUUUCUUUCCUCUUCCUCCUUCUCCUUCUCCUUCUUCUUAUUCUUCUCUUCUUCUUUUUCUGAGAACAUUUAAGUUCUACUCUCUUAGCAAAUUUCAAUUACACAAAGCAGUGUUAUCAACUGUAGUCACGUUUUACAUGAGAUCCUCUGACCUUAUUCAUGUUAUAACCCAAAAUGUAUACCCUUUUACCAACCUCUCCCUAUUUCCCCGCCCCCUAUCUCCUGGCAACCACUUCUCUACUCUCUGUUUCUAUGAGUUCAACUUUUUUUUUUCUUUUUUUUUAGAUAUCACUUAUAAGUGAGAUCAUGCAGUAUUUGUCUUUCUGUGUCUGGCUUAUUUCACUAAGCAUCAUGU
Messenger RNA from Eubalaena glacialis (North Atlantic right whale), 4285 nucleotides. Its product is annotated as neuronal acetylcholine receptor subunit beta-3-like. Gene Ontology annotation, biological process: monoatomic ion transmembrane transport; signal transduction; regulation of membrane potential. The transcript has 13 exons. The coding region runs from base 2073 to 3482 and encodes 469 amino acids. The record is from RefSeq and is a predicted model, not a curated record. Gene Ontology annotation, molecular function: acetylcholine-gated monoatomic cation-selective channel activity; transmembrane signaling receptor activity. Lineage: Eukaryota; Metazoa; Chordata; Mammalia; Artiodactyla; Balaenidae. Gene Ontology annotation, cellular component: neuron projection; postsynaptic membrane; synapse.